Rotaria sordida is the source of this 1254-nucleotide messenger RNA. NCBI's taxonomy places the organism in Eukaryota, Metazoa, Rotifera, Eurotatoria, Philodinida, Philodinidae. The record is from the annotation of a GenBank genome assembly.
AUGUCGAAUAAUUCUGGUCGAAAGUCGGAUUUUACUCCGGCGAUUUAUACACGUUAUUUUGAACGGACAGAAACUCGAAAAUCCACUUCUUCUCAUAUUUUUUUUAAUGAUAAUAAUGAAGAAACAUCUAAAAAUUAUCAAAUAAAACGAGAUCUAAUAUUUAAACGAUUAUUUCCAUCAAAAUAUGUUGAUUCAGAUAAUAAUCAAACUGACAAUGAAUAUAUUAAUCAAAAUGGAAAUAAUACAUCAUUAAAUAAACCAGCUCAAUCUUUAGGUGAUUUUAUUCCUCUUUCAAAUAUUAAUUCAUCAACAUUAAAAAGCAAACCAUCAUUAGAAACAGAUGUUAUUCUAACAAGUUCAGAUGAAAAUGAAGAAGAUUUAUUAAAUCAAACACAAUUACCAACAAGUACACAUGAUUCAAUUAUUGGACAUCUUCAUCCUUGUUCAACAAUAGAAAAUGUUCGAACAAUAUUAAUACGUGAAUUAUAUCAACGAACAAGUGAUGCACAUACGGAAUGGCUUAAAUGUAAAAUGAAUCUACCACAAGAAUAUAUUAAUCCAAAAUAUUAUGCUGAUUUUCAACGACGUUAUAAAAAAGAUAUGAAGAGAAAUAAAUCGAAAAAAACAAAAUCUAAUUCAAUAAAUAAUAAAAUAGAAAAUGGUUAUCAUGUUUUUGAUUUAACUAUAAAUGAUGAGGAUGAUAAAUCAACUAUUCAAGUUAACAACUCAUUAGAAAGUGAUGAUAUAAUUGAAAUUUCACCAAUCAAAUCAGUAAAAACUAGUUUAUCUUCUUCACCUAUUAUUCUUACAAAUGAUUCAUCUACACAAUCGAAAUCUAUACCUGAAUUUAUUAUUCUCGAUUCUGAUGAAGAUAAUAAUGAUAAUCUCAGUCAAGAUAAUAAUUCAACAUAUUUUAUUGAUCGAUCAUCAACUUCAUUUACUUCAAUAUUACAACCAACAAUAACAUCUGAUGAAGAUUAUCAUAAAGAAGAUUCAAAAUAUGCUCAAUUACCUUCACGUAAUACAUCAUCUGAAUCAAUUAUUCGUCCUAUUAUAAGUAAACAUCAACGACGUAAACAAAAUACUCCAACAAAACCACUUGUUUCAGCAAUCGAUCGAAUAAUUGAUCAAAUAGAUCAAUCAAAUUCAUUAGAUAAUUCAACAACAAUUGAACAACAAAAUCUUCUUAUAAAGCAAAUUAAAAAACGAAAGAAGAAAAAGAAAAAAAAACUUAAUAAUUCAAACGUAAAUUAA